CUGUGUGCCCAAAGCUACAUGAACCCGGUUACAACUUCAACCCCUGAAUUUCUUCCUGCGCACGAUCAUCUAUUAGAUCUAACUACCUAAUCGCAUCAGCCCACGUGUCCAAUCUCACCAAGGCAGUUCCACACAGAAACGCAAAAAGAAGCAGAAAGAAACUGCGAGAAAAAGAGAGAAAAAUGCGAGAAAGUUAGCGAUAACCAAUAAAAAUCAGAUAUGGGUAGCUCAGCCGCCGGAGAGGACUUCUCUGUGGUGGUUCUAGCGUCCGAUCUCGGCAUAGACGCGCGGCCGUUCUUGAACCACCAAGACAGAGAGAUUGAAGAGCAAGAGAAUUGGUACAACUGCCCUCAGAACCUUAUCUCCGACGAGGACUUCUCCGACCUCGAGCUUUUGUAGUUCUUUCGUGUCCAAGGCCAUGACAAGUUGGGAAAUCGGAUUUUCCGAAUCGUGGGAUAAUAUUUUCCUGCUCCAGUCAUGAGUGCAGAUAGGUUGAAGAGGUAUAUAUUCCACAAAUUAUGCAGUGAGCUUCCAGAAGGGCCAUACUCCAUUGUUUACAUGCAUAGUACUGUGCAAAAGGAGGAUAACUCCCCUGGCAUAAGUAUCUUGAGGUGGCUUUAUGAAUACCUUCCAUCAUAUUUGAAGGACAUGCUUCAAGUUGUGUACUUCGUUCACCCUGGUCUCCGAUCAAGACUUGUCUUUGCCACUCUUGGCAGAUUUUUCUUAACUGGAGGUUUUCUUUCUUUGCAGCCUAAUUGGAAAAUCAAGUAUGAAAGCCGCCUGCAGUACCUUUGGGAUGACAUAAAGAAGGGAGAGGUUGAGAUUCCUGAAUUUGUAAAAAAUCACGACGAUGUUCUUGAGCAUAGACCACUAACAGAAUAUGGCAUCGAACUGAACCGUCUGCCCAUGCUUGAGGUUCCGUCAACAGCCUACUCAUUUGGAAGGUAUGAGGAGAGAUGGACAUCAAGAGAGUAUGUGUCCUAAUUUGGUACUAUGUAAACGGUCCUUCCCUAGUAAUUGGGAUUCAGGCGUCAAUAAGCUCGGUUUGAGAAGUGGCUAUGAAUACAUAUGCAUGCUUUGUAUAGAAUAAUACUCUUUAGUGUUGAGUAAAUUAAAAUUGUUACUGCGUCGAGGCCUUGUUUCGUUUUAUCGGUUCUAUGUCCUAGUUAGAUUCUCCCUUCUGUGUUUGAGAGAGUUCUCCUCGUUCCUUUGUGUUUAUUUUGUACGCGGUAAUGCUCAGAUAUGUUGGCCAAGGCCUCAUCUGUAGUAAUUGUUAAUGGGUGCAUUUUGGAUUGUUCCA
Pyrus x bretschneideri (Chinese white pear) is the source of this 1300-nucleotide messenger RNA. Its product is annotated as ganglioside-induced differentiation-associated-protein 2. The transcript is spliced from 3 exons. The record is from RefSeq and is a predicted model, not a curated record. NCBI's taxonomy places the organism in Eukaryota, Viridiplantae, Streptophyta, Magnoliopsida, Rosales, Rosaceae.